CUUGACUUAGGGAAAAGAACACAACUCAUAGGAAAAAGAACCCCAUGUUUGUAAUACACUCCGCUGUUUGACAGUGGUGCUAGCCAUCAGCAAAAGGAUUUCUAUGGUCGUGAUUUGGGGGAUCAGUUAAAUGUAUUUGAGCUAUUGAGUUGAUUUUAAAACAGAAACAUUAAAUCUGAAGAAGAUGCAGGAUGACGCGCGCUACCUUAAACGCAAAGUUACUGCUGGCAGUUUAGAUGUCCAUCCCACAGAGAAGGCCCUUGUGGUCCACUAUGAGGUGGAAGCGUCUAUCCUGGGAGAGGGUGGAGGUCAUGUGCUGGGCGAACGAAAGGAGGGACAAAAAAUUAUCCGAGUGAAAAGUCUUUCUCCCAGCACAGAUGUGGGAGCUUUGGCCAGGAAAGUGGUGGAGGAGUGUAAACUCAUCCCUUCUUCCCGUUUGCCCCAGGUGGAGCAGCUCCUCUACUACUUGCAGAACAGGAAAUCAUCCCCUGUGGAGGGCAAAAAUGAGAAGAAAGAGAAAAGAACCGCAAAACCUAGGGAGCUGACUCCCUUUGAGGGAAUGGAGUUAAAUGAGGAAGCCAGUAUAACCAGAGUGGAUGAGUAUAUUGAGCUGCUCUAUGAAGGCAUCCCAGAGAAGAUCAGAGGCUCUGCUCUCAUUCUGCAGCUCGCCCGCAACCCUGAUAACCUGGAGGAGCUGCUACACAAUGAGGCAGCCUUAGGUGCUCUGGCCAGAGUAUUAAGGGAGGACUGGAAACAGAGUGUUGAGCUUGCUACCAUCAUCAUUUACAUCUUCUUCUGCUUCUCCAGUUUUGCCCAGUUUCACGGAGUGGUGAGUCAUUAUAAAAUAGGUGCGUUGUGUAUGAGCGUGGUGGAGCAUGAGCUGAAGAGACAUGAUGUGUGGCGUGAGGAGCUACGCAAGAAAAACAAGGCUUGUGAGUCAGCACCAGAGAAUGGCUCCCUAAGAAGAGACCAGGACAAAGCUGUGAGAAAAUACCAUGGCCUUCUGUCCAAACAGGAACAGCUUCUCAGAGUGUCUCUUUACCUCCUGUUGAACCUUGCUGAGGACACUAGGACGGAGCUGAAGAUGAGGAAUAAAAACAUUGUCGGUCUGCUUGUCAAAGUUCUUGAACGGGAUGAUGAGGAGCUGCUGGUCCUGGUGGUUUCCUUCCUCAAAAAACUGUCCAUCUUCCUGGAGAACAAGAAUGACAUGGCUGAGGUGGAUACUGUGGAACGAUUGGCACGCCUUGUUCCCUGUGACCAUGAAGACCUGUUGAACCUGACUCUGCGUCUUCUGCUCAACCUCUCCUUUGACUCUGGACUCAGAGCCAAGAUGGUGGAAGUUGGACUGUUACCUAAAUUAACUGCCUUGCUGGGUGAUGAGAACAAUCGUCAGGUAGCCAUGCGUAUCCUGUAUCACAUCAGCAUCGACGACCGUUUUAAGGGCAUGUUUGUUUACACUGACUGCAUACCUCAGCUAAUGCAAAUGCUGUAUGAGCACGGUGAGGAGGAAACUGAAGCUGAGCUCAUCUCCAUCUGCAUCAACCUGGCUGCAAACAAGAGGAAUGCACAACUUAUGUGUGAAGGAAACGGGAUGAAGAUGCUUAUGAAGAGAGCUCUGAAGAUGAAAGACUGCCUUCUGAUGAAGAUGAUCAGAAACAUCUCACAACAUGAUGGCCCAACCAAAUCAGUGUUCAUAGACUAUGUUGGUGACCUGGCAGCAGAGAUCCGUGCAGAGGAAGAGGAGGAGUGGGUUCUGGAGUGUCUGGGGACGCUGGCCAACCUCACCAUCCCUGACCUGGACUGGGAGUUGGUUCUGAAGGAGUACAACCUGGUACCCUACCUCAAAGACAGACUUAAACCAGGCUCAGCAGAGGAUGACCUUAUCCUGGAGGUGGUAAUAAUGAUUGGAACAGUUUCCAUGGAUGAUGCCUGUGCCGCCAUGUUGGCUAAAUCUGGCAUUAUUCCAGCCCUCAUCGAGCUACUGAAUGCCCAGCAGGAGGAUGAUGAGUUUGUGUGUCAGAUUGUCUACGUCUUCUACCAGAUGGUGUUUCACCAAGCUACGCGAGACGUCAUCAUCAAAGACACCCAGGCUCCAGCCUACCUCAUAGAUCUGAUGCAUGACAAGAAUGCUGAGAUCAGAAAAGUGUGUGACAACACCCUUGAUAUAAUUGCUGAGUACGAUGAAGAGUGGGGGAGGAAAAUUCAAUCAGAGAAGUUCCGUUUCCAUAACAACCAGUGGCUGGAGAUGGUCGAGAGUCGCCAAGCUGAUGAGUCUGAACCAUAUCUCUACGAUAAUGACAACGACAGGACUGAUCUAUUCUAUAGCGCAGAUGGAAUAACUCCAGCAGAUGGUUCAGUCAGCCCAGAUUUCUUCAAUGACCUACAGCCUCAAAAUGGAGACUUGCUCCAUGCAGGAGAUGGCAAUGAUGUCUUUGACCAGACCAGCUCAUCCCCUGGACGACCAGCUACUGCUUAUGGCUUCAGACCUGAUGAACAACCCUUCUACCAGUACUCAUAGACACACACACUCACUCACACAUCUUAGAUCAAUUACCCAUCCACCUUCUGCAUGUCCACUGUUACAUCUUUUGAUUUUAUUUUCAGUGCUAGAAUCCCCCAUGACUGAAGGCAUCGCAUUGGUAUAGUUACUAAAGCUUCGACUUUUAAUCCCAGGGACAACUUUUCACUGAACUAAAAGGUUCCUUCAGCCCAUUGUCUGCAUUUCCGUCGCCUUAGAGGCUAAAGACCCGUGAAGAGUGUGCAAAUUAGUCUGUUGAUGUA
Molecule: messenger RNA, 2781 nt
Organism: Etheostoma cragini (Arkansas darter)
Lineage: Eukaryota; Metazoa; Chordata; Actinopteri; Perciformes; Percidae
Product: kinesin-associated protein 3-like
Exons: 20
Coding region: 185-2518 (777 amino acids)
Biological process (GO): cilium organization; microtubule-based movement
Cellular component (GO): ciliary transition zone; kinesin II complex; axoneme
Molecular function (GO): kinesin binding
Source: RefSeq, a predicted model, not a curated record